UUAAAUGACAGCUGAGGGGCCAAUGGAAACGUGCACGAGGCGCCAGCUGCAGCCAAUGGAAGCACGUGAUCUCUAGGUGCAGCUGUGAGAAAACUUCCACCAAAAUAAAAGAAGAAGCGGUUUGUGUUGGUAGUGGCCAUUUUAACUUCUGGAUGCCGCUCGCCCCGCGCGCGUCCAGGCUCAAUAAACGACUGUUAGCUUCAAAAGUGGAUUAAACAGCACCGAGUUGCACUCCUCCUUGUCCCCUCCCUCCUCUUUCCUUCCCGUCUCCCUCCCUCCCUCCCCAUCUCUCUCUCUCUCUCUCCCCUCCCUCCCCUCACCGCUAAUUUUUUAUGCAUUUUUCUAAACUGUCAUGGCGAUUUUGUGUCCUUGGAAAUAAAAAGCGCUAGUGGUUUUCGUUCUUUUUUCCGUGCGGACCGGGGUGAUGUGUCGCCGGUGAGAGCGUCCAGUGUCCGGAGCAGAUGAAGUGACGGGAUAGAAGAUGAAAAUACACAAUAAGGACAAGCAGCAGAUGUUCACUGGUGUCCUGAAGCACACGCCACCUUCGGCCUCCUCUUCCUCGACUGCAGCCUCCUCCUCUGCCUUCGACCAAAAGAGUAACGCACAAACAGUUCCCACAAUCCUUCGGGGGCACCUGGUCGUGGGCUCCAAGGACAGGCUCCGCCUCCUCACCGCAGUGAGCAGUACGGCAGCGUCCAAUCACUGCGCGGCGGCUGGGGCCCACGGCACCAAGCACUCCCGGCGACCUCCUUCCUCCCUGAGCGAGGAGGACGAUGGAGGAGGAGGAGGAGGCGGAGGGGGGGCCAGGGUGAAGAAGAAACGUAAGAAAAAGGACAAGAGAGAGCGGGAGAAAGACGUUGGAGAAGUGGAGGACAGGGAGAGCAGCAAACCAAAGAAACGAAAGGAAGACAAGGUGGCCACGGGCGCCAUGCUGAGGAGGAGCAAGGAGCCCAAGGCAGGAAAGGAGCACAGGGAGCGUAAGAGCAGAGGGAAGGAGGCCAGUAACGAGCUGAAGGAGGUGGCUCCUGCUUCCACUCUGGCUCCUGUCAAGGUUCCCGGCAAGAGAGGAAGGAAACCCAAGAUCAAAGUCCUACCUCCUGCCCCCCCCCAAGCACCUCCUCCUGCUCCUGUUGUCCUCCCUAAGAGACAAAGCAAGAACCCCAGACAGGCCAACAGCAAGACCCCCGGCCCCCCAGCACCGAGACAGAGGGGCCGCAAACCCAGAGACCCUGGUGCAGCGCCGCUGGAGAAGAAGAAGAAGGGGAAGAGGAGAAACCAGGAGCAGAAGGUCCAUCAAGGGGAGGACAGCGAUGAUACUACCUCAACCUCAGCCCUUAACAUGGGGGGGGAGGACAGCCAGGAUGCCCUGGACAACACUAAGCGGCGUUCAGGCCGUCAGGUCAAGAGGAGGAAGUACAACGAGGACCUGGACUUCAAGGUGGUGGACGACGACGGAGAGACCAUCGGCGUCCUUGGAGCCGGUCGCAUCUCGGCUCUGAACGCCACGGCCCUGGCCUGGCAAAGCGAGGAACCACCGGAGGACGAAGCCAACAUCAUCGAGAAGAUUCUGUCUGUGAGACCAGUGAAGAAAGAGACUUCUUCAUCACCAGAGGACCAAGUGGAGGAGGCGGAGGAGUUUUAUGUCAAAUACAGAAACUUUUCCUACCUUCACUGCAAGUGGGCCACUCUGGAGGAGCUGGAGAAGGAUCCCAGAAUCCACCAGAAGAUCAAGCGCUUCAGGACCAAACAGGCCCAGAUGAAGCACCUGUUCACCGAGCCCGAUGAGGACAUUUUUAAUCCGGACUAUGUUGAAGUGGACCGAAUCCUGGAGGUGGCCGUCACCACGGACACUGAGACUGGAGAGGAGGUCACCCACUACCUGGUGAAGUGGUGCAGUCUCUCAUACGAGGAGGCCACCUGGGAGCUGCAGGAGGACCUGGACCCAGAGAAGAUCAAAGAGUUUGAGCACAUCCAGAAACUGCCAGCAGACCUGAGACACAUGGAGCGUCCUCCUCCAGAGAAGUGGCAGAAGCUGGACAUCACCAGAGACUUCAGAAACGGGAACCAGCUCAGAGAGUACCAGUUAGAGGGAAUGAACUGGUUACUCUUCAACUGGUACAACAGGAAGAACUGCAUACUGGCGGAUGAGAUGGGUCUGGGAAAGACCAUCCAGUCCAUCACCUUCCUGUUUGAGAUCUUCAGCAUGGGGAUCCGCGGCCCCUUCCUCAUCAUUGCCCCCCUGUCCACCAUCACAAACUGGGAGAGGGAGUUCCGCACCUGGACACCAAUGAACGUCAUUGUUUACCACGGAUCCCAGAUCAGCCGGCAGAUGAUCCAUCAGUACGAGAUGUUCUACAGAGACGUGCAGGGAAACACUGUCCCCGGGGUGCUCAAGUUCCACGGACUCAUCACUACCUUCGAGAUGAUCAUGGCCGACUGCCCCGAGCUCAGGAAGCUCCACUGGCGCUGCGUGGUGAUCGACGAAGCUCACCGCCUGAAGAACAGGAACUGCAAACUGCUCGAGGGGCUGAAGCUCAUGAACCUGGAACACAAGGUUCUUCUGACAGGAACCCCUCUGCAGAACUCAGUGGAGGAGUUGUUCAGUCUGCUGAACUUCCUGGAGCCGCUGCAGUUUCCUUCCGAGAGCACUUUCCUGGAAGAGUUUGGAGACCUGAAAACAGACGAGCAGGUGAAAAAGCUCCAGGCCAUUUUGAAGCCCAUGAUGUUGAGGAGGCUGAAGGACGAUGUAGAAAAGAACUUGGCGCCUAAAGAGGAGACUAUCAUCGAGGUGGAGCUGACCAACAUCCAGAAGAAGUAUUACCGAGCCAUUUUAGAGAAGAACUUCUCCUUCCUGUCCAAAGGAGCCAAUCAGCACAACAUGCCCAACCUUAUCAAUACCAUGAUGGAGCUCCGCAAGUGCUGCAACCACCCGUACCUCAUUACAGGAGCGGAGGAGAAGAUCCUGGAGAGCUUCAGGAAGUACCACAGUCCUGACGCGCUGGACUUCCAGCUGCAGGCCAUGAUCCAGGCGGCCGGGAAGCUGGUUUUGAUCGACAAGCUGCUGCCCAAACUGCUGUCAGGUGGACACAAGGUGCUGGUCUUCUCCCAGAUGGUCCGCUGCUUGGACAUCAUGGAGGACUACCUCAUUCAGAGGAGGUACACCUACGAGCGCAUUGACGGACGCGUGAGGGGGAACCUGCGCCAGGCCGCCAUCGACCGCUUUUGCAAGCCGGACUCGGACCGCUUCGUGUUCCUGCUGUGCACCCGGGCCGGGGGGCUCGGCAUCAACCUCACGGCCGCUGACACGUGCAUCAUCUUCGACUCGGACUGGAACCCCCAGAACGACCUUCAGGCUCAGGCGCGCUGCCACCGGAUUGGUCAGAGCAAAGCCGUGAAGGUCUACAGACUGAUCACCAGGAACUCCUACGAGAGGGAGAUGUUUGACAAGGCCAGCCUGAAGCUGGGCCUGGACAAAGCCGUCCUCCAGGACAUAAACCGCAAGGGAAGCCUCAACGGGGUGCAGCAACUCUCCAAGCUGGAGGUGGAGGACCUGUUGAAGAAAGGAGCUUACGGAGCGCUGAUGGACGAGGAGGACGAGGGGUCCAAGUUCUGCGAGGAGGACAUCGAUCAGAUCCUUCAGAGACGAACCCAGACCAUCACCAUCCAAACGGAGGGGAAAGGGUCAACGUUUGCAAAGGCCAGUUUCAUCUCAUCUGGGAAUAGGACCGACAUCUCUCUGGACGACCCCAACUUUUGGCAGAAAUGGGCCAAGAUUGCUGAGGUGGAGCUAGACUCCAAGUCUGAAAAGGAGUCCCUGGUGAUCGACACUCCUCGCGUGAGGAAGCAGACCCGCCACUACAACUCCUUCGAGGACGACGAGCUGAUGGAGUUCUCUGAGCUGGACAGCGACUCGGAGGACCGGCCCAGUCGGACCCGUCGCCUGGGGGAGCGCAGCCGCAGGUACCUGAGGGCGGAGUGCUUCAGGGUGGAGAAGAACCUGCUCAUCUUUGGGUGGGGGCGCUGGAAGGACAUUAUGAACCACGGGCGCUUUAAGUGGCACCUGGCAGAGAGAGACAUGGAGGCGAUCUGCAGGGCUCUGCUGGUUUACUGCCUGAGACACUACAAAGGAGAUGACAAGAUCAAGAGCUUCAUCUGGGACCUGAUCACACCCACCAAGGAGGGCGAGGACCAGGACCUGCUCAACCACUCCGGCUUGUCGGCUCUGGUGCCUCGGGGUCGGAAGGGGAAGAAGCUGAAGAACCAGCUGAACGUUCCUGAGGUGAAGAACGCCGACUGGCUGGCCCACUGUAACCCGGAUGUGUUGCUGCAGGAUGAGAGCUACAAGAAGCACCUGAAACAGCACUGCAACAAGGUGCUUCUGAGGGUGAGGAUGCUCUACUACCUGAAGGUGGAGGUGUUGGGUGAAGCUGCCAAUCAAGCUCUGGAUGGAAUACCUGCCAGUAAACUGGAGGUGUCUCUACCAGACAUCGACUACAUAGAGAUUCCAGCUGUUUGGUGGGAUACUGAAGCUGACAAGUCUCUCCUCAUUGGAGUCCACAAACACGGUUACGAGCGAUACAACGCCAUGCGAGCCGAUCCUGACAUGUGUUUCCUGGAGAGAGUUGGGAUGCCGGAUGUCACAGCUCUGACUGCUGAGCAGGGAGGAGGGGAGGGGGGGGCGGACCUAGCAGACAGCGUGAACAAAGCUGAGGAGGUGAAGGAGGAGGCAGAGAGUAAAGCAGAAGGAGGAGAGGACCGAGACGAGAGCAGCAAGGAAGAAGAAACCUGCUCCAGCACCGACACCUCGGACAAACCCGACAGCACCGGUCCAGACUCGCACAUGUCAGCUGACCUCAGCGCCCAGGUCGGAGCUCUGGUCACUACGACAACGGUUGGUACCGGCGUGGCGUCCCUUCACGUGGUCCAGGCCCGGCCCCUCUGGCCCACCGGCCCCGCCCUCACGGCCCGUCUGCGGCGCCUGAUCACGGCUUACCAACGCUUCACGCUGCGCCGCGAGCCGCCGCUCCGCCACGACUUCCUGCUCCACGACGGCCUGGUGGGCGCGGCGGGGAUGGGAGGGGGCGGGAACGGCCACGGGCACCACGCCGGGGGGCCCGUGGCGUGGCAGCUGGGCGAGGAGAUGAGGAGGUGCUCCGUGGUGGCCACUGAACCGGACCCCCUGUUUCUGGAGUGGCAGAGGAGGUGGACCCGCCGAGAACAAGCCGACUUCUACCGCACGGUGUCCUCCUACGGCGUCGCGUACGACUCGGACAGGAAGUCCUUCGACUGGUCCCAGUUCAGAGCUCUGGCCCGACUGGAGAGGAAGACAGACGAGAGCCUGGAGAGAUACUUCAACUCCUUCGUCAACAUGUGCAGGACGGCCUGCAAGCUGCCCCCCAGGAAGGAGGAAGGGUUGGUGGAUCCUGCCGUGCUGGUGGAGCCGCUCACUGAGGAGCGAGCAGCCAGGACUCUGUAUCGCAUCGAGCUGCUACGAAAGAUCAGAGAGCAGGUUCUACGUCACCCGUUGCUGUCGGCCCGCCUGCAGCUGUGCCGGCCCUCCCUCUACCUGCCGGUCUGGUGGGAGUCCGGUAAACACGACCGCGACCUCCUCAUCGGGGCGGCGCGCCACGGCCUGAGCCGCACCGACUUCUACAUCCUCAACGACCCCCAGCUGAGCUUCCUGGAGGCUCACAGGAACUACGUCAGGGGCCACCCUUCUCAGCUCCAUCCUCAGAGUCACCACCAUCCCGGCAUCUCGUCUUCGUCCUCCUCGUCCCAUCCCCACUGCUGCAUGUAUGAUUCCCCUCAGCCUCCUGAGUACCCCCACCACCAGCAGCCAGGGCCUCUACCACCUCCUUCUCCCUCCUCCUCCCACUCCCACCUCCACCCCUUGGACGGCCACAGCUCCGCCUCGCCCGUGCUGGGCCUGGCCGCUGGGUCCCGGGGAGACUUUCUGGACUGUCCCACUUUGGAUGAGAGCCUGGAGCUGGGUUCUCUGCAGCACGACGCCAUGACGGCAGACGCCCUGCACGGGGGCAAAGCCUCCAAAGACCCCCUCAACGGCUUCCCCUUCAACUCGGCCGCAGGAGGUCAGAGCAUGCUCAACUCCUACGGGGUUGGAGGGGCGGACCUUGACUCUAAACUGAGGAGCGAUGUCCUGGUGGGGGAGCAGGGCUCGUCAGAGGAAACCGGGCUAAUGGCCCCGUUGGUGGAGCUGGACCGCUUACAGGCCUCCUGGGACGGGACGGACCACCACAUGUUCAACGACUCUGACCCCAUCCUGGGCCCCUCCACUCUAGAGGCCGGCUUCCUGGAAGAGGAGGACGAGGAGGCUCAGGGGGGAGACCGAGGAGGGGAGGAAGGGGGGACUCUGGAGGAGUGUUUGGGCCUUCCACCCUCGUCCUCCCCCUCACACCCCUCUGCAGGAGACCCGGUGGAGCCCCUGUCCUCCAGUUACAUGCUCUUCAAGGAUAUCGGUGUCAGCGAGGAACCCAGCGUGGAUCAGACCGACCUGUCGGAGAGCCUCCCCCCUCCCUACGAGUCACCGCCACCUCUCUCUCUGUCUGACAUCACCGCCCAGGAUGCCCGGGAUAGGUUGCCCCACGCUGAUGUCACACAGAGCCUGGCCAAUCGUGUUGAGGACGGAGAAGGCCGGGAUGGAGGCGGCGGGUUCCAGUUUGACAACAAGGAGGUGGAACUGAGAGGCCUGUCGAGGAGGAGGAGCAGCGAGGAGCAACAAGGAGACCUCAGUCUGGGAGGAGAGGAGUGUGAUGGGGCCGGAGGAGCAGAGCGGCUUUUGGUUGUCUUGAGUCCAAACAUGGAAGUCCAUGAGAUGGACGAAGUGGUUCCGGAGCCUGGAGUCCAAGACCAGGAUGAGGAGGAACUUCAGGAGAGCUUUGACCCGUCGGGUCCCAAAGAGGAGUCGCAGCGGCGCGGUGGCCUUUCCUGUCCCGGGUCCAUGGAGGAGCCUGGAGACGAGGUGGAGGGUUUACUUCUCUAUCCCACUGAGGAGACGCCUAUGGGGGACGCUCUCGGCGCAGACGCGCUGCUGGGGAACACCGCUGGAGAGGAUUGUCCAGAGGAGGGUGCAGAUCCAGCAGAUCAAGUGGAUGAGAUCUCCGAGGGGCAGGUGGAUGGGGUUUCUCUAAUGGAGGUUCCAGAGGAACAACUAGAUGUGAAACCCAUUGAGAUGGUGCUACACAGCAUUUAUUCUGAGUACGCAUCAGCCUCCUGCUCCACUAUUUCUGUCUCACCCACCACAGCAGCAUCAAAGUCAAAGAACGCAUCCAGAGGUGAAGAGUCCACGGAUCAGGAAAACUACGGCGACGGUGCAGCUGAAGACCUCAACUGUAAGAAUAGAGCCCUCACCUUCUCCCUCCAUCCGGACAACAAAGGUGGUCUCCUGCCACGAGAGGAAGUCCAAACGGCCCCCGAUGUUCCUGCUGACGCAAAGCCAUCCAUUCUGAAGUUUACUCUGAUGCCAGUUGGUGGUGGUGGUGAGAAGAAACCACAGCAGCUGGAGCUGCCAGUAAAGGUGGAGGAGACCCACGCGGAGAAGGCUGUGGAUGCCCACCCAGAAAGCUCUGAGCUCAAACGUGGAAAGUUCCUCUCCUACCCGGUAAAGUCUGAAAAAUCAGUGGCCACAGCUGAGCAUCUCCACUACCCCGUCAAACCGGAAACACCAGAGACCAAAGCUGAAGAUCUGAGACCACCCAGGAAGGCUGAGAAUCUGUCCCCUAAACCCGACGUCCUCCAGUAUGCGGACGACGUCAAACCCGAAGCAAAGCCCAUAGUUCUUCGGUUCUCUCCUUGUCCGGACGGGGCGAAGCCGAAGACCGAGUCGGAGCCGGAGGAGUUCAAGUUAACGGGCUUUUCUGACACCGCUGCCGUCAAGCUAGAAGCCAAGCCAGAAGGUCUGGAGCUCUCCGGUUACCCGGACAGCUCUGAGGUGAAAGCCAGGGCCAAGCCGGAGGACCUGGACUUCUCCUCUUUCCCUCAGAUCAAAAGUGAGAGCAAGCGAGAGCUGCUGGAGGCCGACAGCACGGUUCUGACCCCGAAGCUGGAGCAGGCGGACGGGCUAGUGGACUCCUCGGAGAACCUGGGAGAGAGCGGCCAGGUGAAGGAGGAGCGGCCAGCUACACCAGUGGUAGAAGGAUACCCUGGCAGCCCCAGGUUUGCUGCUCCUGGCUCCAUGUGUGAUCUCCCUGAGGGCCUCCAUGACUCCAGGGAGCCAACCAUCGCCCAGCUGCUGCAGGAGAAAGCUCUGUACUCCUUCUCCGAGUGGCCCAAGGACCGGGUCAUCAUCAACCGCCUGGACAGCAUCUGCCACGCCAUCCUGAAGGGGAAGUGGCCUUCGUCCAGCGAGCAGUACGACUCUCCCGGCUCCCUCGUCUCCAACUCCUGCCUGGCCAACAGUUUAGCCCAGCAGCACCAUCAGCACCAUCAGCACCAUCAGCACCAGCAGCACCAGCAGCACCAGCAGCAGCACCGAGCCGGCUUCCUCUCCACCUCGGCCCCCGGCCAGCCCCGAAUCCAGCAGACCAACCAGGGGCUGGGGUUCUCCAUCAGCCCCCCUCUCACCAGACUACCUAAGUACAUGUCGCGGGGCGGUGCUUGUGGGCGCGGAGCUUGGCGCCUCACCUCCUUGCCUCUUUUACAGGAGCGACUCGUGGCUCCUCCUUACCUAGGUCGGCGGUCAUUUGACUACGAGGCCGCCGCUAAGGUUUUAUCCGGGAAGACGGUGGCGUCGUGCCACACUGCCGUCUCCACGAGCUCCAACGCUCCGGUGGUGGCCCCGCCCUCCCAUCACAGCGCCGCCAUGCUGAUUAAUGGCUGGCAGGAGACGGCCAUCGAUCUCACCAAAUCAUCCGCAGACACGAGAGGCGGGUCAGGCGACGCCGCGGCAGCGCCGGCACUCGGCCACCAGCUGCCACCGCCCCCCCCCAUCACCGCCCCGCUUCCAGGCUCCGUGGGCAUGGACAUGGCCGGGAUCCUGCAGGCGGGUCUCAUCCACCCGGUAACCGGGCAGAUAGUUAACGGGGGCCUGAGGGGAGAUGACUCCCUGAGGAGGAGGAGAGGGAGGAGGAGAAACGUGGAAGCGCUGUACUCUGAGUUCACCAAGAGCAGGGGACUGCACCUCCCGGAGUCACAGGGCCGGGUGGAGCUGAUCAGCCACUCCUCUGUUAGUUCCUCCACCUCCUCGCCGUCCCCCUCCCCUUCAGAGAGACCUACGGCCCCCCCCACGCCAUCCUCCUCCUCCACGCCCACACGCACACAGACUCCUCCCCAGCCGGAGAUUGUGGCCAUUGACCGAGAGGCAGCCAGCAAAGGACUGAUGGAGUGGUUGAGACAGAACCCGGGAUACAGCAUGGAGCUGCCCACGUUCUCCCACGCUGGAGCCGGGCUGCUGCAUGGCUUCGUGGAGCGUCCUAAGCAGAGGAGGCAUCGCUGCAAAGACCCGACUAAGCUGGACAUCAACUCCCUGACGGGGGAGGAGAGGGUUCCUGUAGUCCACCGAGGCACCGGGCGCCGGCUCGGCGGCGCGAUGGCCCCCGCCAUAAAGGAGCUGUCCCGGUGGCUGGAUGCUAACUCUGAAUACUACGUGGCUCCGGACUGGGCCGAGGUGGUCAAACACUCCGGUUUCCUCCCUGAGGGGAAGUUCUGUCGGAUCCUGACGGAACCGGUCAACAGAGACCCGGGUUCUCGGCGUCGUGGCCGUCGCCCCCGCAGCGAGAUGCCCAAGCCUCUCUUGUCCGACUCCGCCCCCUCCGCUGGCCACGCCCCCCUCUUCAUGAACGGAGGGUUGAUCAACAGCAUGGACUCCCUGGUCGCCAUGCAGAACCUCCGCGGCAGCAUCCAAGGGAUUCCCAUCGCCGGCAUCAUGGCGGCUGGGUUCCCUCACGGUUUCUCUAGCACCGUCCAAGGGGGCGGAGUCUCGGCGGAGGACGCCAAGAACGGGCUGAGCAUGUUACCCAUGAUGCUGCACGGCAUCCCUCACCCGCACGGUGCAGGCAUCCAACAACACGCCUUGUUUAGCGUCGGGGCGAUGAUGGCCAACACGCCUCCUCACCCCAGCUCCUCAUCCUCCUCCUCCUCCUCCUCAGCCUCAAAGGUCACCACGACAACCGCCCCGUCCACGUCCGAGGCCGCCAGCCCGUCCUCCACCACCCCGGGAGACCGGGAGGGCGCCGCCUCCUCCGCCUCUGCAGUAGGUGAGAAGGAGAAGGGAGCUGUCAUCACCUCCACCAGCAGGUCCCAUCUGGGCGCCGCCCACCUGGGGGCCGGCAGCCACCUGACCUUUAACCCCUUCCUGAUCCCCGGCAUGUCCCACGGCCUGCUGUACCCCCACAUGUUCCUCCCCCAUGGCGGCAUCAUGGCGCUGCCCGCUAUGCCCCCCGGCGCCGUGGGCCCAGGGAGCCCCAAGAGGAGGAGGAAGAGAGGGCGGGAGGAGGUGGAGAGGGAAGCGGCUAUGGGAAAGGUGGAGGAGAGAGAAAGUACAGUUAAGGCUCACGCCGGCCUCCACCCGUCCUCCUCCUCUCCUCCCUCCGCCCCCCCGACCUGCACCCCCGAACCGGGCCCACCUCCACCCGAAGAUCCCCAGGAGCCGGACUCCUACGAGGCUCCUGAGGGAGCAGCAGAGGAGAGAGAGGAGAGACUGGAGGAGCAGAAACUGGUGGAAGGAGAGGAGGCGUAGAAGAGGCGACUCCUCCACCUCCUGCUCCAGUGUAAAGUUUGUGCCGUGUCUGUCAGUCGAUGUCCAUGUAAAGACUUUUAUUAUGACGCUGACUAAGAAUAACGAUGAUGAUUAUAUUCAACUUGGCUCUGUUUAUAUACCAAGAACACCCCCCCCCCCCCCCGCCCCCCUCCUUGUAUACAAAACCAGUGUAAGAAACCAUCUCCUGUGCCCCCCCUGCCCUCCUCCUGCAUCCAGAGACUUUCCUGCCUCGGUAACCCAUCAUCUCAAUCAGGCUGUUGUCAUGGUAACGAGGAGCUGCAGGAAAUCAGAGCAGCAUUAAGGAAUCACUCAUCUUCAUCAUGUGACCCCUUGGUUAGUUUGUACUCUUUCUGGAGGUUUUUAGUGACGAGGUAGAGCCCCCCCCCCCCUUUCCCAUAUUGAUUAGGACUUUAUUCUUCUUAAUGUUAUGAUCAAUGCUGCACCUUCUCGUUGGCUGAAGCCAUCGUUGACAAUGAUAAUAAUCCGGAUUUGUAGCAGCAGAGAACAAUCAUGACGUCAUCAGUUCCAUCAUUUCACUGGUUCUUGUCUCUGAGAAGUGUUCUGGCCUCAUGGAGGAGGAGGAGGAGGAGGAGGAGGAGGGGGGGGGGGAGUAGAGGAGACAGGAAAGGGUUCUCCUCACAGAUGCUCUCCACUUGGUUCCUCCGGUAAGAUCUUAAAGAUUCUAAAGGUUUCCGUUUUCUUUCUUCUGCUUUUUCUGUUUCUCCGCUGGUGACAUCAUACUUGACCGAGGGGGAUUGUGGGUAAUGUACAUUAAAGGGAUGUCAAACUGUUUCAUUCACGCCCUCGGAUUCACUUUAGUUUGUUUUCAGACAACGAAACAUCAUUUUUGCACAAAGUUUGUGUGUAUAAAUACGUGUGUGUGUGUGUGUGUCUAUUGUGUGUGUGUGUGUGUGUGUGUGUGUGUGUGUGUGUACAUCCUCUAUCUUUAAAUUCUAAUCUUAAUUCGUUGCCUUGUCACAAGUUUGUGACUCUAAUUUAUUACACUUUUUUCUUUUUGCCAAACAUUCACCAAAUAUUCUUUGAGUCUGUUUUUUCUUGAUGAUGUAAUAUUCAAAGUAAAAAGCCUUAUUUAGACUUUGUGUAGUCUUUGUAGUUUGUGUUUCUCCUCCAGUAGAACGACACUCGUCUCAAAGCACAAAGCAGUUUAUGACCAGUGCCUCUACAAGAAUAACACUACGGCUCAGUAUGAUGUCAUCGCGUCUAUGAGGUCAUCACUCACUGGCUUCUGUUCCCUGUGGAGCAAGAUCAGAUGAUCAUCUGAGUCCACAUGAAACCUGAAUAAUCUUAUUUAAUCUGAAUAUAUUCGAUCUUCAUCUUCACUACGGAAACAUUAACUUUGAUUUAAUAUUGACUGGUUGAAGAAUGGAAGCAGAACAAUAAGAACAUUUCUUCUAAAGCUGAGGAGCCCUUUAAUAAAACGCUACCGCUCAGAGGAGUCCGUCGUUGAUUCUGUGACAUCACUUCCUGUUUCUACGCGCAUGCCUUUCUCUAAAUGUAGUGAAGCCGUCUCCGACGUCAAAAAAGGAUCUUCAUCCCAUAAUAAUCUGUGACCUGGGACCAGCUGUUCCAAACAAUGAUUGUCACAUUUAAAACAUUCACAGCUUCCAUAAAAAGUACAAAGAGUACGAAGGCUCAUAGAGAUCGACACUAGUGACCUUUGACCUCCUGUCGACCCCCGUCUGGAGGUCGUUGAGCUGGUUUCACAGAACCUGAAAUAACCCUAAAAACACUGUCACUAAGGGUAAUGACGAGGAGGACGUGACUCCUCCCACUUUGUGCCUGUGAAACCAGCUCCACGCAAGAGGAUGAUGAUGAUAGCGAGCCCCCCCCCCCCCCCCCCCCCUGUGUGGGUCCGUAUCUUCGGGUUCUUCUCUGUAACUUUAGCUCUGUGUUCCCUUGUGAGUCUCCACAUGUCGGAUCUUUUAUGGUUCAAUAAAAGAUGACUUUCAACCUC
This is a messenger RNA of Pungitius pungitius (ninespine stickleback), 12689 nucleotides long. RefSeq names its product chromodomain helicase DNA binding protein 6 (gene chd6). NCBI's taxonomy places the organism in Eukaryota, Metazoa, Chordata, Actinopteri, Perciformes, Gasterosteidae. Bases 482 to 10693 code for a protein of 3403 amino acids. The transcript has 45 exons. The record is from RefSeq and is a predicted model, not a curated record. Gene Ontology annotation, molecular function: ATP binding; protein binding; ATP-dependent chromatin remodeler activity.